UGACAAAUGACAUAAUUUUAAUCAUUUGUUUUGUUGACUUGUGAUCAUUGUUGUUAAAUUAUUUUGUUUCGGAAAAAAAAUGAGCCUGGAAGAGGGUACUCUUAUAGAAAUGAUCGAAAAAUUUCCCCACCUUUGGGAUAAAAAAAACCCAUCCUAUAAGGAUAAAAUAGCAAUCGAGAAUUCCUGGAAAACAAUUUCCGAAAUAAUGUCAUUGACUGUUGAAGAAUGCCAAGAUAUGUGGAAGUCAAUCAGACUCAAAUUCAUUAGAGAAAGAAGACUCAUAAAAAAUCGGCCAUCUGGCUCAGGGGCUUACAGCUGCACUUGGACACUAUAUGAAAAAUUGGGAUUUUUACAUGAUGUAGUUACCACAAGAAAAACAAAGGGGAACAUCAAAAAACAUAGUGAAACCCUUUCAACUCCAUCAGAUGUAUGGGAGGACAUCAUUAUGGUAGAUGCAGAUGGAGAAGUUUCUCAAGAGAUCAGUAACUCAGAUAAUGAAAUGAGUCAGGACCCAGACCCACAAUCAGAAACUGAAUUGUCUCAGGAAAUGCCGUCUACGUCAAAAAGAACCCUGAGCAACAUUACGAAUCUACCCAGCUCCAGUAGUAUGAAGGGAAAACAACCAAAAAAGAGAAAGUCUGAUGUUCCACUAGACCAACUAGUGGAAACAUGCUCAUCCGUGGGAAAAAGCAUCACCAAUUUUUUUAAAAGUUCACCUGAUAGUAAUAUUGGAAAAGAUGAUUACCAUUUUGGUUUAUCUGUAGCAGAAUCAAUAUCCAAAAUAAAAGAUGAGAGAAAAAAACUGGGUAUCAAAGCAGAAAUAUUUGUUAUCAUAUCUGAUGCAAUUGCAACUUAACAAUGAGUUUUUC
Molecule: messenger RNA, 869 nt
Organism: Phaedon cochleariae (mustard beetle)
Lineage: Eukaryota; Metazoa; Arthropoda; Insecta; Coleoptera; Chrysomelidae
Source: the annotation of a GenBank genome assembly